UUCGGUUACGGUUCCAUGACUGCCCUUCCCAUCAUUGAGACCCAGGGUGGUGAUGUCUCUGCUUACAUUCCCACUAACGUCAUUUCCAUCACUGACGGUCAGAUUUUCUUGGAAGCUGAACUUUUCUUCAAGGGUAUCCGUCCCGCCAUUAACGUCGGUCUUUCCGUCUCCCGUGUCGGUUCCGCUGCCCAGACCAAGGCCAUGAAGCAGGUUGCUGGUUCCCUCAAGCUUUUCCUUGCCCAAUACCGUGAAGUCGCUGCUUUCGCUCAAUUCGGUUCCGAUUUGGAUGCCUCCACCCAGUUCUUGUUGAACCGUGGUGCUCGUCUUACCGAACUUCUCAAGCAACCCCAGUACACUCCUCUUUCCAUUGAGACUCAAGUCCCUAUUGUCUUCGCUGGUGUCAACGGUUUCCUUGACAAGCUCCCCGUCAACAAGAUCGUCGACUGGGAAAAGGAUUUCAUCCAAUACGUCAAGGCCAACCACAGCGAUGUCCUUGAGGAGAUCCGCUCCAAGGGUGUCCUUUCCAAGGAACUCGAGACCAAGCUCCGUGAGGUCUGCGAUUCUCAUGUCAAGUCUUUCAUGUAAAA
Molecule: messenger RNA, 587 nt
Organism: Umbelopsis ramanniana AG
Lineage: Eukaryota; Fungi; Mucoromycota; Umbelopsidomycetes; Umbelopsidales; Umbelopsidaceae
Exons: 1
Coding region: 16-585 (189 amino acids)
Biological process (GO): proton motive force-driven ATP synthesis
Molecular function (GO): proton-transporting ATP synthase activity, rotational mechanism; ADP binding; ATP binding
Source: RefSeq, a predicted model, not a curated record